Cooperia oncophora is the source of this 417-nucleotide messenger RNA. The record is from the annotation of a GenBank genome assembly. NCBI's taxonomy places the organism in Eukaryota, Metazoa, Nematoda, Chromadorea, Rhabditida, Trichostrongylidae.
AUGGAAGCUGGAGAACUGGUUCCUUUAGAAAUUGUACUAGAUUUGAUCAAGGAAGCAAUGCUUAAAGAUGUUGCAAAGCACUGUAAAGGAUUCUUGAUAGACGGUUACCCUAGAGAGGUGAAACAAGGCGAGCAAUUCGAGAAAGAAAUUCAAGAAGCCAAGUUAGUAAUCUUUUUCGACGUAUCCGAAAACGUAAUGGUGGAACGACUACUGCAUCGAGCACAAACAAGUGGACGUGCCGAUGACAACAUAGAAACGAUCAAGAAACGAUUGAAGACGUUCUCGAACGCUACUGCUCCAGUUGUUGAGUAUUAUCAAAAAAAGAAAAAGCUCGUACAAAUCAAGGCGCAAGGAACCGUCGACGAAAUUUUCGCCAUGGUUGUGAAGCAUCUCGACGUAGCGCUGGCAGCAUCAUGA